AUGAAUAUUGCAAGAUUAAAGGGAGAACUUUUUAUGGAGCACAGCAAGCAUUGGCUACUGCCUGGAAAUGAACAAAUACCUUCUUCACAGACGAGGAGGCCACUGCUGCACUGGGGCACGCCUGAUUUGGACAGUCUUCUGACAAAGCCAUUAAAGGACGUCUCCAAUGGCGUCAAACCCUCCAAAUCUGUGAAGAAGAAGAAGGCACCAGAAAACGAAGAUACAGUCGGAGGUGAAGCGCUCGAUAGCCUCCUCCUUGUUCACUCAGAUCUGUCUGCUCUCAUUCAUCAGGUUACAAAAUGUAUCGAGAUUGGAUUGCCAGAGCUCAUAUUUCUAGUUAUUUUUUCCCAGUUUAUACCUCAUCUAAUGAGUGGGGAGAGGCAUGUCUUUGACCGCUUUGCUGUUAUAUUCUCGGUGGUGAUUGUUUGGAUUUAUGCUCACCUACUUACUGUGGGUGGGGAAUAUAAGAACUCACCUAUGAAAACUCAAUUAAGCUGCCGAACAGAUUGUGCUAGACUUAUAGGUGCUGCUCCAUCGAUUAGAGUGCCAUAUCCAUUUGAAUGGGGAGUUCCCACAUUCUUCUUUGCGAAUUUAUUGAUCUCUUAUGUACUUUUGAAAUGUCAACAGUCCACUGGUGCCUUCAUUGCUGUGUCAAGGCAUGCAAGUGCAACUCCUUUGCCACCUUCUAUUCUCAGUCGCGGAGUUGGUUGGCAGGGAGUGGGCAUAUUGUUCUCUGGAAUAUUUGGAACCGGGAAUGGAUCCUCGGUAUCAGUUGAAAAUGCUGGUUUGUUAGCAUUGACACGUGUUGGCAGCCGAAGAGUUGUGCAGAUAUCUGCUGGUUUCAUGAUAUUCUUUUCCAUACUUGGGAAAUUCGGAGCUGUCUUUGCCUCAAUCCCAGCACCAAUCAUUGCUGCUCUGUAUUGCCUUUUCUUAGCCUACGUGGGUUUUGGAAAGAUCAAAUUAAGUGCAGUAGUUAUGCUUUUAAUUUCAAAGUUACGCACUCAAAGAAUGAGACUGAAGAACUCCGAAAGGGAAUCAAAAGCUCCUUCCCUGCAGAAUUGUGCUUUCACAAGAACAUUUUUACCCUGCAUUCUACCCCCUCUGUUUGCCCAGAGCACCAGAGCUUUCGCUUAUAAAAAUCCACCAACAUUUAAGCGUCUGGUAUGCUUUUCCAAAAGGUUUCAGUUUGUUGAACAUUCUUCUGAGAAUAUUAGGAUAUCCAAUUCAAACUUUUUUCCAUCAAAUUCAAAUAUACGAAUUUGGUGUGGGCACAAAUCGAAAGUUACAAGAAAGAUAAGGGAUGUGGGAAAAAAUUCACGUGCUGCCGCUCUUAUGAAGCCAGACAAUGUGAAAUCAAUGGAAGAAUGGAUGGAAUUUGUUAGAAAACGUUGUUCUAAAGAGUCCAAGAAAACUCGGAAUCAGGAUUGGGUCAUUGCAUGA
Messenger RNA from Cornus florida, 1440 nucleotides. RefSeq lists its product as uncharacterized. Gene Ontology annotation, molecular function: transmembrane transporter activity. The transcript is spliced from 14 exons. NCBI's taxonomy places the organism in Eukaryota, Viridiplantae, Streptophyta, Magnoliopsida, Cornales, Cornaceae. The coding region runs from base 1 to 1440 and encodes 479 amino acids. Gene Ontology annotation, cellular component: membrane. Gene Ontology annotation, biological process: transmembrane transport. The record is from RefSeq and is a predicted model, not a curated record.